Messenger RNA from Triticum aestivum (bread wheat), 976 nucleotides. RefSeq lists its product as uncharacterized. The transcript has 3 exons. Bases 1 to 831 code for a protein of 276 amino acids. The record is from RefSeq and is a predicted model, not a curated record. Lineage: Eukaryota; Viridiplantae; Streptophyta; Magnoliopsida; Poales; Poaceae.
AUGUCUGCCACAAAUUUGUUUAGCAACCUCGUCGACACCAGGGAGAAGAUAUAUCUGAUAAGUGCGCCGUUCUGUUCGCGAGAGGACGGUCGACAGGACUCGUCCGACACUUCCCACAUGUCAAAAGGCUCCUCCCGAUGUACCCGAUUCGGCCGCUGGCUCGUCGGAUUCAGCCGUUGGACCGGUCUCGCCGGGCGUGCGUCAGUUGGAUCAAGGGGUGGGCUUGGCCGAUGGCGAGUUUUCCGGGGCGUCCUGGAAGACCUUCAGCUCUGGAGGCGGAGAUGUGGCGUCCGGGUGCGCGACCCCUGCCGUCGUCUCGCACAACUCCGUCCAGUCCAGCGGCCGCAGUGGCGCGGCGGAUUCGUGCACGACAUUCAGUUCUGGGUCGUGGUCCUGCCGUCGGCACGAGUCGGCGACGAGACGCCGGUCGCCGUCUCGAGCUGCGCCGUGCAGUCCCUACGUCACAGCGGCCCGGCUUCGGCUAACACCACCAUCCACGUUGGCUGGAAGCGCAGGAGCACGCGUGCCCCGGCAUUAUGCAUCCUGGUUAUGCAUCCCACAACCAAAAGUCGCACGGGCCUCCAUCCUGCGUCAGUUCCAAAACUGAAUGAUGAACAAGAAAACACAACGCAACAGCAGAAAACGGCAACAUCUGAUGGAUGGGUGUUCAAAAAACAGACUUACUCCCUGGUUCGGGCACUUGUAAAAACGGACGGCCGGGUUCCAGUCUGUCCCGGAGACAAACCAUCUAGUCCUCGUCCCGGCACACCUCGGGCACAGGAUCAAUGGCAGCGGGCACGGGGGUGUCCGGAGAUGACGAGCGGAAGAUGAGCUCUGGGACAUCGCGGCACGGCGGCGGCGACGGAACGCGGCAACUCGAGGUGCUUGUGUGCGUGUUUGAAGGAGAACGUGCAAAACGAUCAGUACUGUCCACGGCUGGUGCAUGGGCCUUAAAUACAUGCAGCUGGUAAAGUGU